AUGGGACUACUCACGAUUAUCAAGAAACAGAAACGCAAGGAUAAAGAAUUGAAAUGCCUAAUCUUGGGACUAGACAACUCAGGAAAGUCCACUUUAGUCAACAAACUUUUACCUGAAGAGGAAAGAUCGCAGGUGGAAAUCACUCCCACUAUAGGGUUCCAGAUCGUUAAUUUCAAUCAUGGAGGGUACACGAUCUCCAUGUGGGACAUCGGUGGGCAAACUACGUUGAGACCAUUUUGGGAUAAUUAUUUCGACAAGAUGGAAGCACUUGUUUGGUGUGUGGACGUGAGUGCACCUUCCCGGUUCCAGGAAUCGUUACGGGAGUUGUCUCAAUUGCUCAAUUUGGACCGGACUGUGGAAUCUGGGGAGACUCUACCUUUCAAGCUCAUUGUGGUGCUGAACAAGAUAGAUCUGGUUGACUGGAACAGUGUAGAGGGCCAGUUAGACUCACUAUUAAGUACUCAUCUCGAGGGCAUCGAGUAUGUGUCGUUAGCAGUGUCUGCUUUGAAUGGUCAGGGCACUAUGGAGUUGGCAACCCUACUCUUGCCCUAG
Messenger RNA from Naumovozyma castellii, 552 nucleotides. It is a transcript of the gene CIN4, whose product is annotated as Arf family GTPase CIN4. The record is from RefSeq and is a predicted model, not a curated record. NCBI's taxonomy places the organism in Eukaryota, Fungi, Ascomycota, Saccharomycetes, Saccharomycetales, Saccharomycetaceae. The coding region runs from base 1 to 552 and encodes 183 amino acids. The transcript has a single exon.